AUGGGCGUCCCGUUUGAGGCUCUUCUCCCGUAUGCGAUCAUGCUCGGCGUUAGUCCCCCCCAUCUCGAAUUUGAAGCUCCGGCCCCCUACGGCGCCUUAUGUUUGGCUUUAGCGGAGCGGGACUUUCGAAGCUCAGGCAUAUGCAGAACGGAGGAAAGAGGGCAAGGCAUUCAGUUGAUCAAUGGGAUAGGCAAAGUACUUUAUACCCUCUUCUCGGGGUGUUCUCACGAUGUUGACGAGUAUACAGUGAUGGAUCGUGACCGAAGAUUGACGGGAUUCCUACGGGGACAGACAGACAACCCAACUGCGCCGCCUGGAUUCGAGCUGAACAACCCUUGGAGAUUGGAGAAGCGCUUCUAUUAG
Molecule: messenger RNA, 363 nt
Organism: Lachnellula hyalina
Lineage: Eukaryota; Fungi; Ascomycota; Leotiomycetes; Helotiales; Lachnaceae
Exons: 4
Coding region: 1-363 (120 amino acids)
Source: RefSeq, a predicted model, not a curated record